AUGUUUGCCUCGCCGACGGCCCUCCUCCGCAAUGCGUUGCGUAUCCUCGUGCCAGUGGCGGUAGCGCUGACCGUAUACACCUACCUGUACCCGGUCUUUGGGCAAUGCGCCUUUCCUCUGCCGCCUCGACCGACGACGGAAUACUCCGACACCGACAGCGCAUCGUCCGCGUUCCGAAAGACACUUGGCCUGCACCUCCCGUCAAGGCUUGAUGGUUUGCUUCCGGGCCGCAGUGGCUUGGCAAGCCGCCCGCUCGCUCCUUUCCGAAUGCUCGCGCUCGGCGAUCCGCAGCUCGAAGGCGACACGUCGAUCCCAAACGCCUACAGCGACCAGUCCUUCCCCAACCUCGUCCACGCCUUCAAGCUGGCCACGUUCCAGAAGAUCCCCUCCGACUACGGCGAAGAAAACGGCCCCGAUGAUGACUCUGUCUCCUCCAUGACCCUCCGCGAGCGCAUGCGCCAGACGCUGCACGACCUGGUUGACUUUUGGUUCCUCGACAUUCCCAACACGAUCCUUUCCGGCCGCAAGCGCAUCGACUUGUUUGGCAACGACUUUUACCUUGCACACAUUGUGCGUUUGAUGCGCUGGUGGACGGUACCAACGCACAUAUCUGUCUUGGGCGACCUUCUGGGAAGCCAGUGGGUGGACGACGACGAAUUUGAGCGACGUGCUUUUCGCUUCUGGAACCGCGUCCUCAAGAACGGCGAGCGGAUCCCCGACGAAUUGGCCAUGUUCCCGGCUGAUGAGUACGACCUGUCUGGGUACCUGGGUAUGCCGGCCAACACGAGCACCCCCAUCAACCAGACAGUGGCAGAUAUUGCCGCUUCUUGGACCCGCCGCAUCAUCAACGUGGCCGGCAACCACGACAUUGGCUAUGCCGGCGACAUCACCGCUGAGCGCCUGGCACGAUUUGAGCGCCAGUUUGGCAAGGCCAACUACGAGCUGCGGUUUGAGCUGCCCGUCGACCGUCUGAGCGCCGACGCGCGUACCGCCGUGUUCGACGACGAGACCAACCCGGACUCGCAUCUCCUCGUGCCCGAGCUGCGCAUUAUUAACCUCAACGACAUGAACCUAGACACGCCCGCCUACAGUGCGGACAUCCAGGACCAGACCUACAACUUUAUCAAUGCCAUCAUCAACACCGCAUCAGCCGUCGAGUUCAAGGGCCAUUUUACCAUUGUCUUGACGCACAUCCCGCUCUAUAAGCCCGAGGGGGUUUGCGUUGACGCGCCUUAUUUUGCUUUCCACGACGACGAUGGAACGCUCCGCGAGCAGAACCUCUUGAGUGAGGACGCCAGCGAGGGUUUCCUGCAGGGCAUCUUUGGGAUGCACGGCGACCGCAACGCGCCUGGAGGCGGACAGGGCCGCCGCGGCGUGAUUCUGAACGGUCACGACCACGAGGGUUGCGACACGUUCCACUAUAUCAACCAGUCCCACAAGAUUCCCAACGAGGACCGUCGCUGGGAGACAGCGACGUGGGCGACUGCGCGGACCGAAGGUUUGCUGGGCAAAGAACGCGAUGGAUUGCCGGGUGUGCGGGAGAUUACCGUGCGCAGCAUGAUGGGCGAAUUUGGAGGCAAUGCCGGCCUGCUCAGUGCCUGGUUCGACGAGGAUGCGUGGGAGUGGCGUUUCGAGUACGCGACCUGUGCAUUUGGCCGGCAACACGUAUGGUGGGUGGUUCACAUUGUGGACUUGGUCGCGGCUGGAUUGCUGCUGGUUUUCUACGCCGUGAGGACGUAUGAGUCACUCGCGGGAAAGCCGCUGGCCUGGCCGAGUUGUGCAAAUAUUCAAAAGAAGGAGCUGCCAAAGGACAAGUCGAAGCCGGCGAAGGCGGCUAUGGCGAGUGCAGAGAAAGGUCUGAAACCAGUGUCUAAUGGCACUCCAAACCGAUGA
Molecule: messenger RNA, 1893 nt
Organism: Sporothrix brasiliensis 5110
Lineage: Eukaryota; Fungi; Ascomycota; Sordariomycetes; Ophiostomatales; Ophiostomataceae
Exons: 1
Coding region: 1-1893 (630 amino acids)
Biological process (GO): GPI anchor biosynthetic process
Cellular component (GO): endoplasmic reticulum
Source: RefSeq, a predicted model, not a curated record